AGAGUCCUCGUCCUCGCGGGACCCACCGCGGUCGGGAAGACGUCGCUCAGCCUCGACCUCGCGUCGAAGCUCGACGGCGAGAUCAUCAGCGCGGACAGCGUCCAGGUGUACCGAGGCCUUGACGUCGGCUCGGGCAAGCUCGCGGCGAGCGAACGACGCGGGAUCGCGCAUCACGCGCUCGACGUCCUAGACCCGAGCGAGGAUUUCAACGCCGGGGCGUUCGUCGACCUCGCGCUCGAGACCGUCGAGGACGUCGUGUCGCGAGGCAAGGUGCCCAUCGUCGUCGGCGGGACCGGGAUGUAUCUGCGAUGGUUCGUCGGCGGGAGGCCGGCGACGCCGGCGUCGACGCCGGAGUCGUCCAGAGCGGCGAAGGAGGAGGUGCGCGCCGCCGCCGCCGCCGCCGGUUGGGACGGCGCGCUGAAGCUUCUGAGAGACGCCGGGGACCCGGACACCGCGGAUCGCGUCGCGACGAACGACUGGUACCGGGUCGAGCGCGCGCUCGAGAUAUUGCGCGCGUCCGGGCGACCGUUAGGGUCGUACGCGCCCGAGUCGCCGCCGCCGUUUGACUUUCGAUGCGUCCUCCUCGACGCGCCGCGGGUACAGCUGUACCGCAGGAUAGACGACCGCGUCGAGUGCAUGGUGUGCGACGGGAUGUUGGACGAGGCCGCGAUGAUGAUGAGGCGCGGUAUCGCCCCGGGGUCGACCUCCGCGGCGAGCGCGAUCGGGUACAGACAGGCGAUGGAGUUUUUAGCGGCGCGAGCGGCGGCGGCGGCGGGCGGCGGCGGCGGCGGCGCGACGACCGAAGAGGAUUUGCUCGCGUUCGUCGAGAAGACGCAGAGAGCGACGCGGGCGUUCGCGAAGCGCCAGCUCACGUGGUUCCGCGGCGAGCCCGAGGGACGGUACCGAUGGAUCAGCGCGAGCGACGGGGAAGAAGCCGCCGCGCGCGAGGCGAUGGACGCGUUCGAACGCGAC
Micromonas pusilla CCMP1545 is the source of this 972-nucleotide messenger RNA. RefSeq lists its product as uncharacterized. Lineage: Eukaryota; Viridiplantae; Chlorophyta; Mamiellophyceae; Mamiellales; Mamiellaceae. The transcript has a single exon. The record is from RefSeq and is a predicted model, not a curated record. Gene Ontology annotation, molecular function: tRNA dimethylallyltransferase activity. Gene Ontology annotation, biological process: tRNA modification; cytokinin biosynthetic process. The annotation marks the transcript as partial.